This is a messenger RNA of Brassica napus (rape), 2400 nucleotides long. RefSeq lists its product as uncharacterized. The coding region runs from base 1 to 2400 and encodes 799 amino acids. NCBI's taxonomy places the organism in Eukaryota, Viridiplantae, Streptophyta, Magnoliopsida, Brassicales, Brassicaceae. Gene Ontology annotation, molecular function: RNA-DNA hybrid ribonuclease activity; nucleic acid binding. The record is from RefSeq and is a predicted model, not a curated record. The transcript has 3 exons. Gene Ontology annotation, biological process: DNA integration.
AUGCGAGGGAUCGAUAUAAACAUCACAUGUCACGAGAUCAACGUCGACCCGAAUUUCAAACCUAUCAAGCAAAAGAGACGAAAGCUGGGACCCGAGCGCGCUGGUGCGAUCAACGACGAAGUCGAAAAACUUCUCAAAGUCGGAUCCAUAACGGAAGUUAGGUAUCCUGACUGGCUCGCUAACCCGAUCGUUGUGAAAAAGAAAAACGGAAAGUGGCGAGUAUGCGUCGAUUUCACGGACCUCAAUAAGGCAUGUCCAAAGGAUAUCUUCCCACUGCCACACAUCGAUCGCUUGGUCGAAGCAACGGCAGGGAACAAACUCUUAUCUUUCAUGGACACGUUCUCCGGAAUGAUGGCGCAACUUAUCAAGAAACUCGUCAACCGUAUGUUCUCCGAAAAACUCGGAAAGACAAUGGAGGUGUACAUUGAUGACAUGCUCGUGAAAUCCCUCGAAGAGUGGGAUCAUACCACUCACCUCCAAGAGUGCCUCGAAAGGCUAAACCUGCACAAUAUGAAACUUGACCCCGCUAAGUGUCGGUUUGUAGUAGCAUUGGGAGAAUUACUGGGGUACCUCAUCACCUUCCGUGGAAUUGAGGCCAACCCUAAACAGAUAACCGCGCUAAUAGAAAUGGCUUCCACGAGAACGAAGCGAGAGGUACAGAGAUUAACCGGGACAGUCGCAGCGCUCAACCGCUUUAUCUCGCGAUCAACGGAUAAGUGUUUACCUUUCUACGACACAUUGAAGGGAAAUAAGAAAUUCGAGUGGACCGAAGACUGCGAAAAAGCUUUCCAAAAGCUGAAACGCUACUUGGCCACUCCCCCGGUGCUUGCAAAACCCGUAGAAGGAGAACCACUCUUCCUGUACAUCGCAGUAUCAGUCACGUCUAUGAGCGGCGUCCUCAUCCGAGAAGAACGUAGCGAGCAAAAGCCCUUCUUUUACGUAAGAAAAAUUUUGCUCGAAGCAGAAACACGUUAUCCGAUGAUGGAAAAACUCACGCUUGCAGUUGUAAUGUCAGAACGAAAGCUAAGAUCGUAUUUCCAGUCCCAAACAGUCGUAGUACUCACAUUAUUCCCACUGCGGACAAUGCUGCAUAGCCCCAGUCAAUAUGGAAGGUUACCAAAAUGGGCAAUCGAGCUGAGCGAGUACGACAUCGAGUACCGAGAAAAACCUUGCGCGAAAUCGCAAGUACUCGCCGACUUCUUAGUAGAACUCCCUACAGGGUGCGCGACUAACCAGGAGCCCAAUUCGUCCUGGACCCUCCACGUCGACGGAUCCUCUUCCAAACAAGGCUCCGGAAUCGGGGUCAGACUCACGUCGCCAAUGGGGGUAUCACUGGAACAAUCAUUCCGACUGAUUUUCCACGCUUCGAACAACGAAGCCGAGUAUGAAGCUCUAAUCGCGGGUUUACGAUUGGCUCACGGCCUAAAAAUACGUAACAUUCACGCCUACAGCGAUUCCCAGCUAGUUGCAAGUCAAUACAGCGGGGAAUAUGAAACAAGGGACGAGAGAAUGGAUGCUUACUUAAAACUCGUUCAUAACUUGGAUCAAAGUUUCUAUCAAUUUGCUCUAACUCGGAUUCCUCGUGCCGAAAAUGCACAUGCUGACGCCCUAGCCACCUUGGCAUCUAGUUUGGAUCCAGGUCUGAGCAGAGUGAUUCCCGUAGAAUUCAUAGAGCACCCUAGCAUCGGGCCACCCGUCAUAAUAAACUUAAUCGAUUCACCCGACGGCGAUCCAGACAAAGUCGAUGUCCAGGCAAUAAAGGAUCUAGAACAGUCCGAGUAUGGAUUCGAAAAACCUUGGACAAAAACAAUCCUCGCAUACAUCACCGACGGGAAACUCCCAGCGGAAAAAUGGGCGGCCCGAAAGAUUAAGACCCAAUCCGCGCGAUACGUCUUGGUGGAAGGAGAACUCUACAAGUGGAGAUUUUUUGGACCACUCAUGACCUGCAUAAAAGGAAAGGAAGCACGAAGGAUAAUGGAAGAAGUCCACAUUGGAUCAUGCAGAAACCAUUCGGGCGGAAGAUCCCUCGCAAUCAAAAUCAAAAGCCACAUACACUAUUGGCCGACGAUGAUCAAAGAUUGCGAGAACUUCGCGCAAAUAUGCGAAAAAUGCCAGAGGCAUGCUCCCACUAUCCAUCAACCAGCAGAGGUCGAAGCCGAUUCCUACGCAAGCAUCAAAGACGCCCAAGUCGAAAGUUUCAUGUGGAGAAACAUCACCUGCAGGCAUGGUGUCCCAUACGAAAUCAUAACAGACAACGGAUCCAAAUUUAUUUCGACCAGAUUCGAGGCCUUCUGUGAAAAAUGGAUGAUACGACUGACCAAAUCGACUCCUAGAUACCUACAAUGCAACGGCCAAGCCGAAACGAUUAACAAGACCAUCCUCGAUGGGCUUAAGAAAUGA